Messenger RNA from Prunus armeniaca (apricot), 714 nucleotides. Lineage: Eukaryota; Viridiplantae; Streptophyta; Magnoliopsida; Rosales; Rosaceae. The record is from the annotation of a GenBank genome assembly.
AUGGUUGCGCAGGACUUCAAAGUUGAUUUGAAUAAAGCCCUCGUAUUCCAGGUUGGCCAUCUUGGAGAAGCAUACCAGGAGUGGGUUCACCAGCCGAUUGUUUGCAAGGAAGGCCCUCGAUUUUUUGAAAAUGAAUUUUGGGAGUUCUUGACCCGCACAGUGUGGUGGGCAGUUCCUGUCAUAUGGCUGCCAGUCGUGUUCUAUUCUAUCUCCAUGUCUGUACGGAUGGGCCAUGGAUUUCCUGAAAUAGCUCUGAUGGUUUUCGCUGGCAUUUUCGUGUGGACAUUGCUUGAAUACACGUUGCACCGCUUUCUUUUCCACAUUGAAACAAAGAGCUACUGGGGGAACACUGCACAUUAUCUUCUUCAUGGCUGCCACCAUAAGCACCCAAUGGAUGGCCUGCGACUUGUUUUCCCUCCUGCUGCAACAGCUGUUUUAUGUGUUCCAUUUUGGAACUUGGUGAAGCUGAUUUCCGUUCCUUCUGUCACUCCUGCUUUGUUUGGAGGUGGUUUAUUGGGUUAUGUGAUGUAUGAUUGUACCCAUUACUAUCUCCAUCAUGGUCAGCCAUCAAGUGAUGUACCCCGAAACCUGAAGAAAUACCACUUGAAUCAUCACUUCAGGAUCCAAGAUAAAGGCUUUGGAAUAACUUCAAGUAUAUGGGACAGGGUGUUUGGAACACUUCCUCAAUCAAAAGCAGCCAAAAAGGACAGAUAA